This is a messenger RNA of Hemisphaericaspora subhashii, 1107 nucleotides long. RefSeq names its product peptidylprolyl isomerase (gene CPR6). The transcript has a single exon. Gene Ontology annotation, molecular function: peptidyl-prolyl cis-trans isomerase activity; protein binding. NCBI's taxonomy places the organism in Eukaryota, Fungi, Ascomycota, Pichiomycetes, Serinales, Debaryomycetaceae. Gene Ontology annotation, cellular component: intracellular membrane-bounded organelle. Gene Ontology annotation, biological process: protein peptidyl-prolyl isomerization; protein folding. The coding region runs from base 1 to 1107 and encodes 368 amino acids. The record is from RefSeq and is a predicted model, not a curated record.
AUGCCUGAACGUACUAAAGUAUUCUUUGAUAUCACUGCCAAUGGUCAACCAAAAGGUAGAAUUGUCUUUGAAUUAUAUGAUGAUAUAGUUCCAAAAACUGCUGAAAAUUUCAGAAGUUUAUGUACUGGAGAAAAGGGAAUCUCUCAACAUUCUGGAAAAUCAUUACAUUAUAAAAACUCGAUCUUUCAUAGAGUAAUUAAAGGGUUUAUGUGUCAAGGUGGUGAUUUCACUCAUGGAUCAGGUAUUGGAGGUGAAUCUAUCUAUGGUGAAAAGUUUGAAGAUGAAAAUUUCCAAUUACAUCAUGAUAAACCAUUCUUAUUAUCUAUGGCCAAUGCAGGUCCAAAUACAAAUGGAUCUCAAUUCUUUAUUACAACUGUUCCAACACCUCAUUUGAACGGUAAGCAUGUUGUAUUUGGGGAAGUAAUCCAAGGAAAAUCAGUUGUUCGUCAAUUGGAAUCAUCAAAAAAGGGUGAACAAGAUAAACCUGUUGAAGAUUGGGUUAUUAGCGAUUGUGGUGAAUUACCUAAGGAUUAUGUUCCAGCAGCACAAGCUACCGUUGAUGACGGAACUGGGGAUAUUUAUGAAGAAGUUUUGGAAGAUAAUGAGACAAUUGAUGUUAAGAAACCUGAAUCAGUUUUCAAAGCUGUUUCUACUUUGAAAGAAAUUGGAACUAAAUUGUUGAAAGCAGGUGAUUUAGAAAAAGCUUAUGCUAAAUAUACUAAAGGUUCAAGAUUCCUCGAAGAUUAUUUCCCAGAUGAUUUAUCUGAAGAUGAUUUAACUACUUUGUAUGGAUUAAAAUUAUCAUUAUAUUUGAAUGCAGCUUUAGUAGCAUUGAAAUUGAAGAAUGGGAAGAACACUAUUGCUGCUGCUGACGAAGCAUUACAAAUUGAUAGUAUUGACGAAAAGUCUAAAGUUAAAGCAUUAUAUAGAAAAGGAAUGGGAUAUUUGUUGGUUAAAGAUGAAGAUUCAGCUAAAACUUAUCUUGAAGAAGCUUUGAAAUUAGCUCCAACUGAUCGUGCUAUUCAAAAUGGUUUACAAGAAGUUAAAACAAUUGUUAAAGCUCGUAAAGAACAACAAAAGAAGGCAAUGUCCAAAUUCUUCUCUUAG